Messenger RNA from Symbiodinium necroappetens, 1334 nucleotides. NCBI's taxonomy places the organism in Eukaryota, Dinophyceae, Suessiales, Symbiodiniaceae. The record is from the annotation of a GenBank genome assembly.
GAGUACAAGGCAUCACGAAUAUCACGCACAAGAACCCAAGGGCGUGCCAAUACAUUAAUGCCUUCCUAGGUGAACAUGGUAUGGCAGGCGAGUGCUCAUACCUAUGCAUCAAUCACGGGUCCACAAUCAAAGUGCAUAAAGACGUGCACAACAUGAAGGGCUCCAUCAACCAUACGAUUAGCAUGGGCGAGUUCCAAGGCGGAAAUCUUUGGAUUCACGACUCCGCCGCCCUAAAGGGUGAGCCUAACGUCACGUCGCAUCGACUGGGCAGCAAAACCAUUCAUGGGACGGAGCUUAGCACCCGUAACAAGCUGAUCCAAUUCGACCCCAAACAGUGCCACUGUGUCGUUCCCUGGAAAGGGGACAGGUGGAGCAUCACGGCGUACGUCAAUCGGGCACUGCCGAAGCUUAGUGAAGCCGAAAUCAAGAAGCUUCACAGUUACGGUUUCAAGCUCUCUAAGCGUGCAGCUAUCCCUGCUCCUGUCCCUGAUCCUAAGGACGAACGCGUUUUGCGUGAGUUGGUGACUGAGGAGUCAGCCCCUCGACCUGAGGAACCAAGAACGAAGCCUAAGGUCAAGAUUAGGGAAUCCGAGAAAAAGAAAAAGAGAGAAAAGAAAUCAAAGCCUGAUUCACCUCACGUCCUCAGUGAUGCAGCCAAAGAAUUUGACGCUUUUGUCGAACGUGUUGAGACUGAGCGAGCUGCAGAGGAUGAUCUUGAUGAGGUCAGGCGCAUGAUUGCCGAAUAUGGCACUGAUGACGAAGCAGAAGAACUGCCCAAACCGGAUGCUGCACGACCCCCUGGCGGGGAGUCCAGUGUCCCAGAUGGGGAGGGUAGUUCUAGUCCGAAGAUCGCAAAAGGCAUUGAGGCUAAGAUGUACAAGGCCCCAGGGUAUCGCACCGAUGGCCUUCGUUCUGUCUCAGCAAGUUGUUUCGGUGAUCACAUCACCGCCGGCCAUGUUGUGAUCUACAGGGAUAGUGAUAACAUGGUUGAAGAUGCCCGUUUGGCUUUUGUUAUCAAAGAUGCUGCAACUUCUUUCAUGUUCGCAUACCCUUCUGCGCUGAAGGAUGCCGAUGAGUGCAAGGCAGCUCUCCAGCACUUUGUUUCAAGUACGGAUAAGGUGGGUGUGUUUUAUAGCGACAACGCAAAGGAGCUCACAAAAGCUUCCAAGUCGCUCGGCUGGCGCCAUGAGCACAGUAAAGACUAUAUCCACCAAUCCAAUGCGUGCAACUUCAGAGGGCACACGUUGCAAUCUUUUGCAAGCCGGUCUUUCCCAUGUGUACUGGCCGCAAGCUCUCGAGCACGCAUGCGCCGCGUUCAACAUCUCUCACCCUAA